GAGCCUGCUCUGGACCAUCACAAAUACAGGUGUGGUCUCUGCUUGCAUGUCACUCACUGUCGGUGAGGAGACUGACAAGUGAACAGAUAGAAUCAAGACACUGUGUGGCAAGGUCCUUCACAGAAGUGUUAGGGAAACUGAGUCAAGAAGGGGACCAGUUCUGGCUAGAAACGGGGAAGGCUGGAUAGGUAUUCCAGACGGAAGAGUAUCUGAGUUGUGCCUUAGAGAGGUGGGCAAGAGGAAAGGUCAUCUGGAUGGAAGAAGCAACAUUGUUGGGGAACAGGAACCUUGACAGAGCAACUGAAUGCUUUGCUGUGUGUAUUAGUCAGGACUCUCACAUCAUAGAAACUCAGCUUAUACUACUUCAUGGCAAAAAAUAAAAAUAAAAGCCAGGGCCUGUGUUUUCGGGGUGUGCUAACCCCGGGUGCUCACGCUGGGUCAUGAGCAAUCAUCUCAUCUCCUCUCCCAAGUCUCCUCUCUUGUGUGUUGGUUUUCUUCUGGGAAAAUGUCUACGAGCAACUUAUACCCCUUCAGUGAAAAAGAGAGUUCCUCUUUCCCGUAUACCCAACACCUUUCUCAGAAUUGCCUCUCACUGCCUCACCUGGCCAUCCCUGAGCCAGCCACCCAGGGGGACUGAGCUUGUUGGCUGGCUGAGGAUGAUACACAGUUCCAUUACUGGUACAUGAGACGAGGUGGGCAACAGGGUUUAGCUCCUUCCUAAUUUCCCAACAUGACUGAGACUCCAGUGAGCUUCACCCAGUAGAGACUGGGGAGCUCUGACCGGAAGAAGGAGGAAAGGAGGCUGGAGAGGCACAGCGGGAGCCGUUCACCACAGAGGGGCUAGAGGAGAGGAGUAUGUGGGAUCAGGAAGAGCGGCUGGGCCCAGCUGGGCAUCUGAUGUUACCCUGGAGACCAUAAGGAAUCCUGCUGAGCUGAGGCGGGAGAACUGCAUGGUCAGAGGAGGCUCUCGGGAUGGUCACUCUGAGAGGCAGCAGAGGAUGGGAUGGUGCAGACCCUGCAGGGCACGUCAUUGACCUGGUCAAUGACCAGCUGCCAGACAUCAGCAUCUCAGAGGAGGACAAGAAGAAAAACCUGGCGCUACUGGAGGAAGCCAAGUCAGUGAGUGAGCGGUUCCUGACCCGCCGUGGAAGGAAGUCCAGGAGCAGUCCCGGAGAGUCCUCACCAGCUGUUUCCCCAAACCUCAGCCCCGGAGCUUCUCCUGCGUCCUCUCAGAGCAACUCCCUCACCGUCCCCACGCCGCCCGGUUUGGAUGUGUGCAGUGGCCCACCGUCCCCUCUGCCCGGAGCACCGCCACAGCAGAAGGGGGAUGAGGCCGAAGUCCCUUCACCUCACCUUGGCGAGUCUAACGUCCUCAAAGGGCUAGCUGACCGGAAGCAGAAUGACCAGAGAAAACUGUCUCAAGGCAGGCUGACUCCCCGCUCUCCCACAGUUGAGAAGUCCAAAGAAAUUACAAUAGAACAAAAGGAAAACUUCGAUCCCCUCCAGCGCCCGGAGGCCAUACCCAAGGGCCCAGCUUCUGGCCCAGGCAGUGGUGGGAAGAUGGCCCUUAACAGCCCCCAGCCUGGCCCCGUGGAGAGCGAGCUGGGAAAGCCGCUGGCAAAGACAGCCAAGGAGGGCAACCCUCUGCCCAGAGGUCCAACCCAGGGCUCUGGGGGGGUGGCUCCCCAGGCCUCCCAGGGGAAGAGUACAGUUGGAGAGCCCACAGGGUCCAAGGUUGGCUCCAAAGCUGAGCUGUGGCCCCCGACGUCCCGGCCGCCCCUGCUGCGGGGAGUGUCCUGGGACAGCGGCCCUGAAGAACCCGGCCCCCGGCUGCAGAAAGUGCUUGCCAAGCUGCCGCUGGCUGAGGAAGAGAAGCGUUUUACAGGCAAAGCUGGCAGCAAGCUGGCCAAGGCGCCCGGACUCAAAGACUUUCAGAUACAAGUGCAGCCUGUGCGGAUGCAGAAACUGACCAAGCUUCGUGAGGAGCACAUCCUGCUGAGAAAUCAGAACUUAGUGGGGCUCAAGCUUCCAGAACUUAGUGAAGCGGCUGAGCAGGAAAAAGGACACCCUUCUGAACUCUCCUCAGCUAUUGAGGAAGAAGAGUCAAAGGGAGGGCUAGAUGUCAUGCCCAAUAUUUCUGAUGUGCUGCUUCGCAAACUGCGGGUCCACAAGUCACUCCCUGGAAGUGCCCCUCCACUCACUGAAAAGGAAGUCGAGAACGUGUUUGUACAACUGUCCUUGGCCUUUAGAAAUGACAGCUACACCCUGGAAUCUAGAAUUAACCAGGCAGAAAGGGAACGCAACCUGACAGAGGAAAACACAGAGAAGGAACUGGAAAACUUCAAAGCUUCCAUUACGUCCUCAGCUUCCCUCUGGCACCACUGUGAGCACCGGGAGACCUACCAGAAGCUGCUGGAGGACAUUGCUGUCCUGCACCGCCUGGCUGCCCGCCUCUCCAGCCGUGCCGAGAUGGUGGGGGCCGUCCGCCAGGAAAAACGCAUGUCGAAAGCAACAGAAGUGAUGAUGCAGUAUGUGGAGAACCUAAAGAGGACGUAUGAGAAGGACCACGCAGAGCUCAUGGAGUUUAAAAAACUUGCAAAUCAAAAUUCGAGCCGCAGCUGUGGCCCCUCUGAAGAUGGAGUCCCUCGCACAGCGCGGUCCAUGUCCCUCUCUCUGGGAAAGAACAUGCCCCGCCGGAGGGUCAGCGUUGCCGUGGUGCCCAAGUUUAAUAUCCUGAACCUGCCGGGCCAGUCACCCAGCUCAUCCCCCAUCCCCUCCUUACCAGCCCUGUCAGAAUCAUCCAAUGGGAAAGGCAACCCACCUGUCUCCUCAGCACUGCCUGUACUUUUGGAAAAUGGAAAGACAAAUGGGGACCCAGAUUGUGAUGCCUCUGCUUCUGUGCCGACUCCGAGCUGCCUGGAGGGGAUCAGCCAGGAGGCUAAGGCCAGGAUGGAGGAAGAAGCUUACAACAAGGGAUACCAGGAAGGUCUAAAGAAAACCAAGGAGCUUCAAGACCUGAGGGAGGAGGAAGAAGAACAGAAGAGUGAGAGCCUGGAGGAGCCAGAAGAGGCGGCAGAAACUGAGGAAGAGGAGAAGGAGCAGAGAAGCAGCAAACUUGAAGAACUGGUUCAUUUCUUACAAGUCAUGUAUCCCAAACUGUGUCAGCAUUGGCAAGUCAUCUGGAUGAUGGCCGCGGCGAUGCUGGUCUUGACUGUCGUGCUGGGGCUCUACGGUUCCCAUAACUCUUGCGUAGAGCAGGCCGACGGGUCCCUUGGGAAAUCCACGUGCUCGGCAGCCCAGCGGGACUCCUGGUGGAGCUCAGGACUCCAGCAUGAGCAGCCUACAGAGCAGUAGAAAAUCCAACACUCAGGCAGCGCCCUGCUCCACCACACGGCCUGUCGCCCUUUCCUCAAGCAUGACACGUCAGGCCUGGACGUGGGCAUGCCACUGCUGCCGUCAGGGGAACAAGCAGGGGUUCUUUCACACUUGGCACCCCUGCGGGAGCUAUUCACACACAAUAGCUGAUGUUCCUGGAGGAUCAACAAAAAGCAUCAGUGGACAAAGAAGUAGACAUCACCAGGGGACUUGAAGAGAAGGGAAGGUGGCUGCGCCAGUUCAGAUGGCUGGGGAGAAAGAAAAUACCUUCCUCACAGGCAAACAUGAAAAGCCCACUCUCCUUGGUUUUCCUCUCUACAAUUGAUCGGAAAUCAGGAACGAUUGUGCCUAAGGGCUAACUCUGCCCUGAGGAUCAGACCUGGAAUUUGGAAUAGCAACAUGAGUAUCUUCCCAUUUCACAUCUCAUUCUUACUGACUCUCCUUCAGCCUCCCCUCCUCCUCGUUGCAAUCAGAGUUUUUCUUUACAGAAGAUGGAAAGGUUUCUCAGAAAAAUAUUUAGGCUGAUUUUAGCUCAGUGCUUGAAAUGAAAUGGGAAGAUGUAAAUUAAUACAUAUGCCUCUGUACACAUACAAUACACACACACAGACACACACACACAAAGCACACACGUGCAUGAAGUCAACUGUCCUCCAAAUGUGUGCUCUGGGUGUGUGUUGUGCAUAAAGCCAACCCACAGAUUUUCACGUGUGGGGCAGUCACCAGGCACUUACCUGUUCAGUGAGCUCUCCACAUGGAUUUACGAUGUUUGAGAAACGCUGAAAACUCAUGACUUGCAUGGUGAACUUGCUGGUCUCCAUUUCCAGUGUUAAUUCUAAGCUGCUAUACAGCAUGGUGGGGCCUUUCCAGGUGACUCAGUGGUAAAGAAUCCACCUGCCGAUGCAGGAGACACAGGUUCGAUCCCUGGGUUGGGAAGAUCCCCUGGAGGAGGAAAUGGCAACCCACUCCAGUAUUCUUGCCUGGAAAAUCCCAUGGACAAAGGAGUCUCGCAGGCUAUAGUCCAUGGGGUCACAGAGGGUCAGACACAGCUGAGCACACAUGCAUGCUUACAGCAUGGUCUGUCCCCACUUUGCUCUCUCUGGGAAGGGAAGAAACAUGGUGUGCUUCAACUUUCCUGUGCCCACUUGCAAGUGUGCAUCUCUGCCACGAGGCUCCAGUUUCUGUGGGAUUCCCAACACAAGUGUAGGUCUUGGGGCUUUCCCAUUAUUUAGCAGAAAACAGAGCAAAUCCCACCUGCAGCUUGACUUCCUGCUCCAUCUGGAUAGCCACUGCCUGCCUUCUUGCCGCAUCAGAUCUGGGGAGUGCUGGUUUCUGUGUGGCUUUUAUGGUGGUGUCUUUGCUUUUGUUUUGCUGUUGUCAUUUGUUUUUGUUGCUGACCCUAUGUAGAACUUACUAUGAGCCAAACACUGGUAUUAUAUAAGGAUGCAUUCACUGUGUCCUCACGAAAAAGAAAAAAGCUAUGACUCUUCCCAUUUUCACAUAAGGAAACUGAAGCACAAAAACACAAGUAACUUGCCAAGGAUACCCAUGGGGUUGGAAGUUAAGCCCAGCCAGGCUGGUCCCAGAGGCUAUGCUCUUAACCCUGCACUAAAUUGCCUUUUCCAAAGGUCUUCUAUCUAGUCAUGUUCUGUUUCAGCCCCACACCCCUAGGUAGCCCUUCAGCCACUCCAAGUCAUUUCUGGUUCCCAAACUAGACUGUUUUCUCAUGCUCGUUUUUCUUCUGCCGUGCUCCUCUUUUCUUCUGGUCACUCUUCAGGACCAAGUGCAAAAAUCACCCGCUCCAUGCAGCUUUAAUGGCCUCCCUCCAACUCCACACCAGACCACAUUAAUAGGUCAUACCCUUCUCUGUACUUUUCAGCACUUUUAAAACAUUUUCAUUACUACUACUAAUGAGCAUUACUACAGUGUAUCAUAAUAUUAAUAACUUAUUUAUGUGUCUGUCUUUCCAAGCAUUUAUCCUCAAAGACAAGAACCAUGUCUUACUCAUUCUCUGGGUAAGUGCCUAGCAUGGUGGCUGAUGCUUGGGAGGGUGUCAUUUAAUGUUGGUCAGAAUGAGUGAGUGUGCAAAGUGGUGGAGAGCAGUCUGGGAACAGCUGACGUUUUGCAUACUUCCCAGCACCAGCAUCCUCACCACCACCAUCUCAAAUGGUGAAUGAGAGAAAUCAUAUCUUUAUUAGCCUCAACUUAUUCUAGAAUUUUUUCAAUCUACUCUGUGACCUAACAACAUCAUUUCCAAACUAAAGGGUUGGGCUUGAAGCAAUCACUUCUUUCCGAAAGACUGACCUAGAUCAGGACCCCACCCCCCCCACCCCCCCCCCCGGUAAAACAGCUUUUUUUUUUUUUGGAGGGGGGGAGGGGGCGCCCUUUUCAGUGGCAAGAAAACCACUGUGAGAGAAGUCCAAGCCAGGGUUGAUCAAGGAUGUGCCAUUAAGGUAAAGAGGCGCAGAUCAAAGCAGAUGGACAUUGGAUUCAUGGAUGGAUGGUUUGCCCUACCUCUUCAAGGGGGAACAGACACACCGAAGGAGCUUUAGGCCCUCAGAGCCAAAGGCAGGAUGUAAACAGAGCUCUGGAGAGUGUGGCUGUGAGGCAGGACUCUGGGCUGGCCAGUCUCAGCCUGCCUUGAAGAAGGACUGGGCCAAGCUGACCCAUUGCCCCCUUGGCCACAGGGUUCCCACCUUUGUUUCCGGUUGAGACAAAGGCCAGGAGAGGAGCUGCAGUGAGCUCUUGAGCCUCCAGCUGCUUCAUAGAAAGGCCUGCAAGAAUGCUUCCAGACCAGACCCUCAGCCAAAUGACUCUAUGAGUAAGAGAGGUCAAGGACAAGAAGUGACCAGAAGGAGCAAACGAGUAAUCACAUUACCAAGGGCAUUCCUGAAACAGGACUCCUCGGUAUUUCUUAAAAGCCAAGAUGGACCUAAUGCUAUUGGAACUGUUGCCAAAGCAGCAGUGAAAUGGAGAGAAACAGGCCCUGUAUGUCCAACAGUGAGUGAGAUUGAUCAGAAAUAAAAGUUCCCUUCCUUCACCAUGCCUCUGAGGUCUGACAUUUCUGCUUGGCCCUAGGACUCUGUUGUUGGUGCCGCGAUGUCCCCUCCUAAAGGACCUUCACUUUCUGUGUCACUCCCGUGUACAGCCUGGUAGAGUAAGAGGAGAGGGAGAUGCGGGGUUUAUGUAUCACUGGCUGGCAGUUCCUAAUGUUGUUAAACCUCACACAGGUGUGCUAGCAUUGAACUAUAGAGUGUCACGUACCUGAGUUUGAAAAUAAAAGCACAUUUCCAAACCUUU
Molecule: messenger RNA, 6672 nt
Organism: Bubalus bubalis (water buffalo)
Lineage: Eukaryota; Metazoa; Chordata; Mammalia; Artiodactyla; Bovidae
Gene: IRAG1
Product: inositol 1,4,5-triphosphate receptor associated 1
Exons: 18
Coding region: 973-3354 (793 amino acids)
Source: RefSeq, a predicted model, not a curated record